Molecule: messenger RNA, 8065 nt
Organism: Cyclopterus lumpus (lumpfish)
Lineage: Eukaryota; Metazoa; Chordata; Actinopteri; Perciformes; Cyclopteridae
Gene: agtpbp1
Product: ATP/GTP binding protein 1
Exons: 27
Coding region: 2418-6140 (1240 amino acids)
Biological process (GO): proteolysis; protein side chain deglutamylation; C-terminal protein deglutamylation
Molecular function (GO): zinc ion binding; metallocarboxypeptidase activity
Source: RefSeq, a predicted model, not a curated record
CCUCUGAGCCCCCGGGCGAGCCUAUCCAACUGAGCAUCUUGUCAAACAGGCCGCUCACAAUCGCGUAAUAACAGGGGAUUAACCCACGUGUCCCCGUGGUCUGGUGUUGUGACGGUGGCUUGUCAUGUUUUUGUUGUUGUUGAAUGGAUUGUGGAUUCUGGUUUGUCCCUGUGGAGGUGUUGUGGUCAGGCCACCAUCUGUCCCGUGUGAGCUCUCCUCACACAACAUGUCAGUGUCACCCCCCUCACAACGCCGCUCUAGCUGCUCCUCCUCAGCCCACACGUGACCUGAGGUCCUCAGGUAAUGUUACCUGUCUGGUACAAUGGUUGGUGGACUUCUGCAGGUUGACUCUGCACGUUUUGGGAAAAGCCCGACUUGGCCUGAAUUGAGACGACAUGAGAUGUUGAAGUGGUAAAAAUGAACAAACCCAAAAUGGCCACAGAGAAGGGCGUUCCCAGUAACUCCAGAGUACUGAUGCUCCUGGGCCAACUGGAGAGGAUGAAUGGGGAGGCCAUGAUGAGGGAUGUUGAAACGGCGAGACAGGUCACUGCAAAGAUAUUUCAUCUCAUACAGACACAAGGUGAGAGCAAACACACACAAAAUGACAAUGCACUCUACUGUACUUUUCAUAGACGUGUGUGUGCGUGCGUGCGUGCGUGCGUGCGUGCCUGUGCCUGUGCCUGGCUGCCUGCAGGUAAUCGCACAUACUGCUGGAUCGAUCAGCCCCAUAUUUACUAAACUAUUUUAUUGACUGUUUAUUGAGUACUGACUUAACACGCCACCAUCUUGACUGUAAAGGGAGCUGGAAAUAACAAUUGAGUGAGAUUUAACUUUUGUGGCGAGGGAGACACAGCUGGUGGAGUUAUGUACUUGUUUCCAGUGUAACUGUCAUGUAAAUAGAGAAGGUCGGUGCACCGGUAGUCAAAGUGUGGAUGGAUUGUUACAGUGUCUCCAGAUCUGGUUCUCUGAUUUCUCUUUUGAAAGGAGAGUAGAGAAGAAGAAGAAGAAGAAGAAGGCCCUGUGCCGUGUCGCUGUGUAGAACAGACUGAAACAGGAGUGUGUCUCUGGUUCCCCUCACACACUCCACGGAGCUGCGAUUAACAGACAUAUCUAAUGCAAGCAUCACUAGUGCUUUACCAAAUUGUUGAUUCAGGUAUUUGUCAAACUGACAUACAAUUGAACAGUUAUGAUAAUUGUUAAUGUCAUUUUUAAAGCUAAAGUGGCAACUUACAACCCUUUACGUGUUAGGAUUUGCUGCUUUUCUGUAUGUUAUAUCAUUGUAAAAAUGAGCAUCUUUGUAUAUUUUUGUUGGUUGUACAAGACCAGCAAUUUGAAGACUUUGAAGAAUUUUAUUUCUAUUUUGGGACAUUCCAUAGACUAAAUGAUUCAUCGGGUAAUUAAAAAAUACAUCAAAUAUUGACGAUGAAGAUGAAUCGAUAAUGAAAAUAGUUGAUUACUUGCAGCCAUUACUUAAGACGAGUGUUCCCACAACACUACAGAUGUGAACUGUUUAAGAUAACCGAUAGAAUUCUAAAUAAUUUUUUCUAUUGUGGAUUUUCCUGAGUGAUAAUAACUUGUAAUCGAGCUGAGUUCAGCUGAAUCAUCACCUAUUCUUGCUGGUAUACUUUGAACGUCUUCACUAUUGCUGUUCAUGAAUUUCAUCUUUCCACUUCCCAUAAUUUAUUGCUUCCACUUCAAAGCAAGCUUGUGGUUAAUCCAUCAUGACUGUUGCACACAGUGGAAAGGCUCCCGUCUGUGACCCCGCCACUCAUGAUACCUCAGCUGUUCCUCUCAUCUCCUCCGCGGCUGUCUGUCACACCCCGCCUACAGCCUCAACUUGAAAUGUGCAUGUGUGUGUGACGAUGGUUCGGGGGAAGGAGGGGGUCUGUGACCCUGGUCACAGUAACUGUACACCUCAAGAAGGACUUUGCUGUACUCUUGUCUCAUGUUCAGAGUUGUUGUAGCAGGAGGCUGUCGAGAGAUUCCAAGAGAAAGAACAAGAAUGAAAGGAAAAGCCGGGAGUUGAACGUUGACUAAAAUCUGUCAUCGAGGCGACAGUUCUCCGUUUUCUCUCUUUAUUUGCUGUCAGAAAUUCAGUCUCUGUUUUUAUUUGGAAAUAUAGCAGCGCUCCCUUUCCAUGCAGUCUUGAGAAAGUGAGGAGGUGCUUUCCCCCAAGGUCAGUGUGUUGGUACGUAGUCGCAGGUUCGACCCGAGGAGCAGUCUACCUCCAGCCUUCGAGGGAGAGAGAGAUAACAGGAAAGGUUUCUCAGGGCCUUUCAAGGGACUAUCAAACUCUGAGGUGUUUGAUUGACAGCAGACCUGCACAACUCGUACGACUCCAGAGGCAGUGAACCUGGGAUUUUGCAGUACAUCUUUUCACCCACAUCUUUGGUGAACUUUGAGACCCUUGUUAUGAAAUGGCGUACCGCUACACCAAGAGAUACUCCCAAUCCGUGGUCUCCCCAGACCCACCAGAGAAGAGUGGAAAAGAGGUGAUGUCCAAAGGCUCCAGUGGCAUGGAGGUCAUCCUGGCUUCACUGGAGAGCACCAGAGACGUCCAGACCACUCUGAACAUUUUGUACAUUCUCAGUGAGCUGCUGACUGUGGGCAGAGGUCGCAGGGUCGGAGUAUUUGUGUCUAAAGGAGGAACGGGAAUAUUAUUCCAGAUUCUGAUCACUACGAGUAAAGAGUUGCCUCCCAGUGAAGAACUCAUGCUGCAGCUUCACUCGCUGCUCGCCAAGGUCGGCCCAAAAGACAGAAAGUUUGGGGUGAAGGCGCGUUUGAGCGGCGCGCUGAACGCCACCGUCAACUUAACGAAACAGAACCUACAGAAUACCAAACUGCUUCUGCCCUGCCUGCAGGUUCUCAGGGUUUACUCCACCAACUCGGUGAAUGCUAUUUCUUUGGGCAAGAACGGAGUGGUGGAGCUCAUGUUCAAGAUUGUGGUGCCGUUCAGCAAGAAGAACACCAGCCUGCUUAAGGUCGCUCUGGAUGCACUGGGAGCGCUGCUCAAAUCCAAGACGAAUGCUCGCCGUGCAGUGGAUGCUGGACAUGUGCAUGUCUUGCUGGCUCUGUACCAGGACUGGCAUCACAAUGACACGCGGCAUCGCCACAUGCUGAUUCGCAAAGGGCUGCUGGUCUGCCUCAGGAACAUCACCAACAUCAAGCUCGGCAGGAAAGCAUUCAUAGAUGCUGACGGCAUGAGGAUCCUCUACUACUCAUCCACUGAGUGUCUCCCGGUGCGGACUCUGGAUCCACUCGUCAACACUUCGAGUCUCAUCAUGAGGAAGUGUUUUCCUAAGAACCGUCUGCCUCUGCCCACCAUCAAAUCAGCCUUCCAUUACCAGCUGCCACAUGUACCUGCUGUAGGGCCUGUGGCGCAGCUGUACAGCCAGCCACUUGGGGGAAGAAAGAUUCAUCAGCUCUGUGACAGGCCCUUAAAGAAGGUGGAUGAUGUGGUGGAUGAAAGUGACGAUAACGAGGAGACGGACGCGGACACAGAGAACGAUACUGACAACGAAGAGGACGAGAAGGAUCAACACACUGCGAAUGAGGACAUCGAGACAGACCUAAACAAGCUACAUCCCAAAAAGAACCCCGGACGUCCAUUCGAGGAGUUGAAGGUCUACGAGAGGUUUUUCUUGGAGCUUUCUGAAGACUUCCAGGGUUAUAACUUUGAACCAUCGAAGAGUGCCUCUACCACAUCGUCAUCUUUCUCCUCAACUCGAGCCACUCGGCCAAUCAUAGUGCCAACAGCUCAGGCCCUGUCCCCCAAGCACGUCCCUAUAACGAGCUGUCAGGAGGAUUGCAACCCUACCAAAGCAGAACGCGCCCCGCCUUCACCCUCUGUGCCCACUCCUGCACCUCCUGCUUCUCUGACGCCUCUAGAACUGGACACCAUCCACCUCACCAAGGACCAGGACCGAAAAGAGGAGGCCCGCAUUCCUUCCCCCGACACACAUACAACAUUGUCCUCCCUCACCAGGCCUCCUUCUCAAGCGCAGACGAUAGAGCAGGAUCUAGCACACGUGUUGGAGUGUGUCUCUCUAGAAGCGGAGGGGGCUCUGAACACAGAGGGAGUCAAACAAGACGGAUCCCCAGUCAAUGCCACGAGGCACAUCCAGUCCCCACUGCUCCUGGGGGGCAUCGCUACUCGCCGUGUGGGAGGAGGAGGAGGCAGUAACUGGGGUUCAGAUUGUGGCUCAGAGGGAACCGAGGAUGAGGGAGGGGAAGGAGCCGUUCUGGAGGUGCCAGACACGGCGCUGCUCCUCCCGCUUCAUGACCCCGACCUUUACGUGGAGAUGGUGAAGGGAACGCACUCCGUGCCCCAGUACGCUGAAGUAGCGUACCCAGACUACUUUGGCCAUAUAGCCCCAACAUUUAGGGAGCCUCUCCAGGAGAGAGUGUAUGGUGUUCAGAGGUCUAAAAUAUUCCAGGAUAUUGAGAGGUUAAUUCAUCCCAAUGAUAUCGUGGAUAAAGUAGUCUAUGACUUGGACAUUCCCAGUUGUCCAGUGAUUGAAGACAAUGGCGAAUCACUGAAGUUCAACUCUCAGUUUGAGUCUGGCAACCUCAGGAAGGCAGUUCAAAUGAGGAAAUAUGAGUAUGACCUUGUGCUGAAUUCAGAUAUCAACAGUAAUCACUACCACCAGUGGUUCUACUUCGAGGUGAGCGGCAUGCGCGUUGGAACCACCUACCGCUUCAACAUCAUCAACUCCGAGAAGUCAAACAGCCAGUUCAACUACGGCAUGCAGGUGCUGAUGUACUCUGUGCAGGAGGCGAUCAGUGGCAGGCCUCGCUGGGUCAGAACAGGAACAGACAUCUGUUACUACAAGAAUCACUUUGCUAGGAGUUCCAUUGCAGCGGGUGGUCAGAAAGGAAAGUCCUAUUAUACAAUGACCUUCAGCACAAGCUUCAGCCAUAAGGACGAUGUCUGCUACUUUGCCUAUCAUUACCCGUAUACAUACUCCACUCUUAAGAUGCACCUGUCCAAACUGGAGGCUUUGAGGACCCCCCAGAUCUACCUGAGACGGGACGUCCUCUGUGAAACUCUGGGGGGAAACAGCUGCCCCCUUCUCACCAUCACUGCCAUGCCAGAGUCCAACUCUAAUGAUCACAUCUGUCAGUUUAGGAAUCGUCCAUUGAUCUUCCUGUCGGCCAGAGUGCACCCUGGAGAGACCAACGCCAGCUGGGUAAUGAAGGGCACGCUGGAGUUCCUGAUGGGCACCAGCCCACUGGCAGCCAGCCUGAGAGAGGCCUACAUCUUCAAGAUAGUCCCCAUGCUCAACCCAGAUGGAGUUGUAAAUGGAAAGGUUCUCCAGCUUUUGCUUUGUUCUCCUUCACUCUGUAUCCUCCUCCUCUUCUGCUGUAGUCAUCGUUGUUCUCUGAGUGGAGAGGAUUUGAAUCGCCAGUGGCAGAACCCCAAUCCUGAGCUCCACCCCACCAUCUACCACACUAAGAGCCUGCUGCAGUACCUUGCACACAUACAAAGGGCACCACUGGUGUUCUGCGACUACCACGGUCAUUCCAGGAAGAAGAAUGUGUUCAUGUACGGCUGCAGCGUGAAGGAGACCGUCUGGCAGUCCAAUAUCAGCGCUACGUCCAGUGACUUACAUGAGGACCUUGGAUACAGAGCCCUUCCAAAGAUCCUGUCCCAGAUCGCCCCGGCCUUCAGCAUGGCCAGCUGUAGUUUUGUUGUGGAGCGCUCCAAAGAGUCAACGGCCCGUGUUGUUGUAUGGAGAGAGAUAGGAGUGCAGCGCAGCUACACCAUGGAGAGCACGCUGUGUGGUUGUGACCAGGGAAAAUAUAAGGGUCUUCAGAUUGGCACCAGAGAGCUGGAGGAGAUGGGAGCUCAGUUCUGUGUGGCCCUGCUGAGGCUGAAGAGGCUGACGGGGAUCCGCAAUCACCAACACCUGCUGGAUUUAGAGAGCGACAUCAUCGGGACGCAGUCUAAAGUGGUCAGCAGCAGCCCCACCACCUACGUGGUGGAGGAGGAUGAGCCGUCCUUUCUGGAGGAGAUAGACUACAGCGCGGAGAGCAACGACGAGGACGCCGAGCCUGAAAUCGAGCACGGCAUCGAAGUCCAAGAGAACGCCAAUCACCUCGAUCGGCUGUCGGACUGCGAGACGAACCACAAGGACUAGCGCUGCGGCGUUAUUCCCCACCUGGCAGCCGGUGCUCGGAUUGUCAGCUGAUCUCAAAUUAGAUAUUCACAGGUGAAAUAUUCAGAACACACGUUUCACUUUGUGAAUAAAUAGCUUAGAUUUACACCUUAUAUAGACACUUUACGAUGCUACGUAGGCUACAUUAAGGUGCUCCUUUCCCAGAUGGAUUGAUCUGUUGUGCCCAGUGGAGCCCACUGUGUUGCUCAAUGAAUGUUCUCACCUUUCACCGUCAUCCUAUAACCUUCAUGGACUGUAACCCCUGACCUCAGACACCAUAUAGCCUCUGAGAUUCCCUUAUAGCUAGUCUGAGUAGCAAACAGCAGGCACCGCCGAUCCUUAACUGGAACCCUUGUCCGCUUGCUCAUUUAUCACAGCCAAUCUUACACUGAAGCUACCUGACCAGGCUGUGGUAGUGUAAUAGAGCCAGUGGCUUCUGACAGGUACUGUUUUUUUAAACUCUUCUCACACAUCACCCUGUGUUUGGUUAAAAACUCCUGGAUCUCCCUCACUGACCAGCUUAAAGAUCCAAUCCUUUCUUUGGUCUCACCUGUACUUCCUUUUAGUGGCACUUCCUUGUGUCUUUCCUUGCUUUGCCUCCUCCCUUCCAUUUCUCUCUGACUCGGUAGUGGUGUCUAAACGGGAUGCAGGGAUGACCAAACAGCUCUAUCACAGCUGCAGGUCGACGUCCGUCAUCCCGAAAAACCUACUCCGAUGUAACGCCACUUGAGCUGUGACCUCACUUCCUCCAUUCACCCUUCUUCCCUCUUCGGCCACAGUGCUCGUGGUCGGAUUAUCUAUGUGCUGUUUGCCUUGCUUUUAUCCAGAACUGAAACUAUUUAUAUUACUCAAAUGUAAAAUGUUCACGUCUUUAUCAAGACAAACCGUGUACUAUAAAAGAAAACUAACUAACAGGCCUGGUUUGAGAUUCCAGGCUCACGUAAAGCAUUAAAAACAUGAAAAACAUGAAAAUGGAAUGUAAAAUAUCCACAUGCACUGUUGGUGUUUUCAUUGUUUUUAAUAUUAGACAGUAUUAAAGUGAAAAAGCAGUAACGAACACGACGCAUGAGCUUCAGAGCGCAGAAAACCCUUUUGCACUUUGGAUGCAACACAGAGAAAAAGUGAAUCACAACACGUCUCAGCUUCAGCCUCCUCGUUACUUUGAAGUUCUCAGUCCAGUCCAAAGCUAGUGGUGACAUUGCUGUGAUGUUUUUAAGAUUCUACUGGAAUUUAGUUUCCUUUUUAUCCGUUCCUGAGAUCUCUGUGUACAUUUUGUGGCUCAGCUGAGGAGACACCCAUGCAUUAACACAGAUGGUGCUUUGUAUUGAGAGUAAAACGUUGACUUUCUGUCCUUGUUCACGGAGAUGAGGUACUUUUUCUGUUGCAUUUGUACAGCUAGCGCAUGGCUAUUUUCUGUGGUUUUUAUUCUGUAAUUUAUUACAUAUUGUUAUCUGGGAUGCAAACCUGUAUGUAUAUGAUGCAUUUUAAGUGUAUGAGUGCAAGUGUGUGCGCAGGACUUAAGUUAUUCCAUUAUUCAGCUCGGCUAAUGCUCUUACAGUGUGUUUCUUCAUUCAAUUUGAUUAUCUUUUCUCGCUCUCCCCCCCCCCCCCCAUGUUCUCUCUCUCUCCUUCCCUUCUCACCUCCUUCAUUCCCUAAUUUUCUAUCCUUCUCUUGGCUCUACUUACUUUCAGUUUUCAUUCAUUAACAACUUACACACCCAGGGAGUGUGAAUGAACGUCCCUCUGAGAAUUGUGUAUGCUGUCAUAUUUAUGUUUGUCCUUUGCAGUUUAUGUCGGGCUUCUUUUGUUUUAUGUUUGUAUCGAGGAAAACAAGUGAUAGCGAUUUCAUUUGAAGUUCACGCAACGCAGAAAAUGAAGAUACGGGAAAUAAAAUGUGAAUGUCGUAAA